Molecule: messenger RNA, 744 nt
Organism: Sipha flava (yellow sugarcane aphid)
Lineage: Eukaryota; Metazoa; Arthropoda; Insecta; Hemiptera; Aphididae
Exons: 4
Coding region: 1-678 (225 amino acids)
Source: RefSeq, a predicted model, not a curated record
AUGAUGAAAUGGGAUACCAGAAAGAACCGGACAUACUAUGUGAAUGUGGCGAAGACCAAUCAGAUGACCACUUAUUACAGUGCACACUAUCCCCGCCAAGAUGACUUGGCUUUAGCCAAAGAAAAAGCAAUAGCAAUGGCCACUCACUGCUUUUUAGAAAUGUCGAUAGAAAAUCCAUAUAGAGUGGUUGCAGGAUUUAUCAACACGAGAUUUCAUCAAUCGAUUAAAAGUCAGAUAAGUUUAGGAAUAGAAGCUGUGUUCCAUCCAAAUCCAUUGGUUACAUUUGUGUUAAUCAAAGUGAUUCCCGAGUUCCAGCGCACAUUAUUCGUCGACUACCAACAGUUAAAAUACAAUGAAAACGAACCAGUAAACGACGACUGCGACUCCAUGUACUGGUCGCUGUUCGGAAAUGAAAUGAGCGGUGAGAACUUUGACUACGUGUACAUGUUGAUUAACCAGAACCCGUGUCCGUACGGACGCUGUCACUAUUCGAACAAAACCGAGUGUUCAGUGUUCGAUUCGUUCGAGAAAAACGCGAUAUCUGCGACGAUUUUAUGCAAUGAUCAUUUGAUGAGUUUUGCUGAAUUUGGAUAUGGAAAAGACAACGGAUCCGUGCACUAUCACAAAAUCACCAACGAGAUAAUUAUAUGGUUAAAACAACACAUACAUAGUUUAUAGCAGAUGUGUUUUUCAAUAUAAUAUAAUAAAUAAUGAUACUUGUCUGUAAAAAAAUUUAACCUCACC